Messenger RNA from Durusdinium trenchii, 2655 nucleotides. Lineage: Eukaryota; Dinophyceae; Suessiales; Symbiodiniaceae. The record is from the annotation of a GenBank genome assembly.
GCACCGGCCGCUGUGAUCCUGGCAGCGGGCCGUGGGGCACGACUGGUGCCCUACACCGACACGUUGCCCACGGCGUUGAUCAGCAUUGCGGGGAAGCCCCUGGUGGCCCACACCCUGAAGGCGCUAAGACGCCAAGGGGUAGAGCAAUUCUACAUUUGCCGUGGCUGGCAAGGUGAGGUCUUUGAUGAACACUUGGAAGAGCUUGGCCCUGGUGUGCAGCUGAAGCUGAAUCCGCACCCAGGGGCAGGCUUUUUGAUUGACUGUCCCGACUUUAACAGCACUGGCAUGUUGGAGAGCUUACGCUUGGCCUUGCGCAUGGUGGGGCCUGGUCCGUUGUACGUCUGUGCCUGGGCUGAGCAGGCGGCGGCGGCAGUUUGGGCCAUCGCCUUAAACGCUCAAAUGCUUGAGCUUCAGCGUUUAAGCUAUGGUGACAUCAUCUUCCGUCCCUGUGUCGCCCGGCGGCUGCUGGAGGCCCCAGGAGACCUCGUGGCGGCGGUGAACGGGGCCGCUCCGGGGCGACAGAGCAAGGGCUUCGCCGAGGUGGAGUCCGUCAGCUGCGUCGGCAGCGGCGGCGACCGCUGCGUGCGCCGCAUCGGCAAGGGCCGCCGCGUGCGCGAGGCCGACGCCACGGGGGAGUUCGCUGGGCUCAUGAAGUGCACGGUGGCCGGGCGUCGGGUCAUGGAAGAGACCUUGGGGCGCCUCUUUCAGGAGGAUGCUUCUUGCACAGGGCAAGCGUGGACUUUGCCAUGGUGGCUGGAACCUGUGCAGAGGGCCAGUCUUUGUGACUUGCUCCAGCUGAUGGCGGAUGAGGGCGUGGCGAUCCAUGUGGCCAUGGGCUUCGGUGGGUGGCACGAGGUGAACACCUGCGAGGACCUCACCAGGGCCUGGAACGACACCGCGCUCUUCCUUUCGGAGGAGGACACUCGCACACAGGUGAAGGCCAUGGGCUCCUGCCUUCUCAGUGAGGCCAACGACCUCAAACGGCCGCUGCCCAUCGUGGCCAAGGAGCUGAAUGUGAGCUUGGAUUUGCUCGAGUGCCACUUGGAUGCCCACGGCUUGCUGCGGGGCGACUUGGAGGUGAGCGACGCGCUGGACGUCGUGCGCAAGAUGAGCGAGGUCUACGCCGUGCCGCUGAACGACCUCUGGUUGGACGCGGACGACACCUUGGCGGGCUGCCGAGUCUUCUCCUUCGAGCAAGCCGAAUCUUCCAGCCGUGUCUUGGACCGUCAGGACCGAUCGGGGCGACGGACGCCAUACUACGAGUACCGGGACUCCGCCAUGAGUCGCUGCAGCCAGUUCCGACCCGAAUGGAUCAAGGCGGCUCCGGGGCGGGGCGGGGCGGGAGGCCGCGCUUCCGGAGCCGAAGCGGAAACCUGGACAGAUGGCGGGGGCCGCGUGAGCCUGCCGAGGCUUCUUGGAGGCUACGAAUGCCCCACAAACCACAAGACGUGGUGGUACUUGAACGACCGUUGGCAAGGCUUUCGGGAGGAGGCGGAGGUCUUGGACGUGGUCUUGCAUUGGAGCGGCGAGCAAGCUCGUGCGCGCAAUCUCUUGGUGACGAGUGGAGAUCCUCUGGAUCCUGACAUCCAGAUGAACAAUGGGCAUUUGAUGAUGCAAACGACGCUCUUCAUCGGACCCGUGGACUUCUAUUGGAAAGACCGACAUGGCAAAGUCCAUCGUCGGGAGAUGAACACGGGGGACAGCAACUACAUUUCGCCCUUUGUGCCCCACUCCUUCACUGCCCGAAAGGAUGCACCUGAGGCCAUCAUCAUCGCUGUCACCUACGGCGGCGCCGUGCGCCGCGCCUUUACCGAGCUGAGCCGCGUGGGCGCGGCGCAGGUGGCGCGCCUCGCGGGCGACUGGCGCGACCCGACGGAAGCCCGGAAGUGUUUGUUGAAGUGCCUCGGUGCCGAUGAAUGCACGUGGGCGGUCGGCAGGGUGCAUUUCGCGCGGCGCCUGGCCGCGGAGUGCCUAAGCUUCCAGGACCUGGCGCCCAAGCUGGCAGCGCAGAACAUCCCGGCAGGCCGGGUGGAGGAGCUGUUGGAGGGUCAUGAGGCACGCUCGAAGCGUCGACGUCCAUCGAAGCGUCAAGCGGAGCCCAGCGGAGCGAGCGAGGCGGAACUGGAGGCCCUGGCUUUGGUUCUGCACGUGCGGAAGGCGGAUCUGCUCGUAAGCCCGCUGCAAGACGAGGAGGAGGUGGUAGUGACCUUCGCGGCCGACAGCUGUGCGGAGGCGCGGCGCUCCGAGAGCUACGUCUUGGCGCCCUUGGCGCGCACCAGGCACCAGCCAGACUUGAAGACCUUCGACUUGGAAGUUCUGGAGGGCGCGCGGCCUGGACACUGUCUGGGCUGUGGUCUUCAUUCCUUCAUCUAUCAUUUCGGAUCGGAGCCAGUCCAGCUCACGUGGGGCGCCGGAAGCAGUCAGAUCCUUCGACCCGGCGACUCCGCCUAUGUGGCACCGAUGGUGGAGCAUCGCUUCUCGGUGAUCCCACAGGCUCAGCAGGUUCACGGCACGAAGAAUCAGAACGGCGCGGCCUGUGGAGUUGGAAGGCACCUCCUUCUGGUGCGCAUCCCGGGACAGCUGUCCGGACUCCUCAGAAGACGGAGGGAGACCAUCAAGAAGAGACGGCGAACCGAUUCGGCCUCUGGAAGAUGA